AUGGACCCCAAAACUAUCGAGACGCCAGCAUCCUGCUAUGUGGAUUUCUGUCUUGUGCCAGUUGGCACGGGCAACGUCUCCGUCGCCAAUGAGGUGGCAGAGGUGCAAAAGCUACUCAAGGCCUCAGGCCUCAAGUACACCAUGCACUCGGCCGGAACGACUGUCGAGGGCAACUGGGAUGAAGUCAUGAGGGUCAUCGGUCAGGCUCACACAGUCGUGCAUCGCGGAGGCGUGCAGCGAGUGCAGACGUCGAUGCGUGUUGGAUCCAGGACCGAUAAGAAGCAAACGGCAGAGGACAAGGUCAAGAGGGUCCAGGAUAUAUUGGCCUCUUCAUAG
Molecule: messenger RNA, 336 nt
Organism: Pyricularia oryzae 70-15
Lineage: Eukaryota; Fungi; Ascomycota; Sordariomycetes; Magnaporthales; Pyriculariaceae
Exons: 4
Coding region: 1-336 (111 amino acids)
Cellular component (GO): cytosol
Source: RefSeq, a predicted model, not a curated record